Messenger RNA from Gadus morhua (Atlantic cod), 3188 nucleotides. Its product is annotated as mucin-5AC. The transcript has 19 exons. Gene Ontology annotation, biological process: visual perception. The coding region runs from base 160 to 2937 and encodes 925 amino acids. NCBI's taxonomy places the organism in Eukaryota, Metazoa, Chordata, Actinopteri, Gadiformes, Gadidae. The record is from RefSeq and is a predicted model, not a curated record.
GCGAUUUUCCAGGAGGCCUAUGGGUCGGUUUUCAUCACCACUCUUGUCCUUGGAUUCAGCCCGUCCAUCGAUGGAAACACUACAAUAGAGGUGGAGCUUGUUUUCAAUAACACAGCAUCACCUGAAGUGACCGUUUCAACUGCCGAUGUACUGGAGACCAUGACGACGGCAGCAACCAACACCUCCGCUGGCGGAUUCUCCUUUGAUCCUGAAUCUAUUGUUGUCACAGAAACGCCAACCUCAACGACAGCACCAACAACAACUACGGCAACUCCAGAACCCUCAGUUCCUACUGUGUCUUUCACGGUAGAGGCUACACUAUCAAAGCCUUUCACUGCAGAGUUAACAAACCAAACGACUGCAGAGUUUCAAGAACUGCAAACAACUGUUGUGACAUCUUGCGAUGCGAUCUUCCAGGAGGCCUAUGGGUCGGUUUUCAUCACCACUCUUGUCCUUGGAUUCAGCCCGUCCAUCGAUGGAAACACUACAAUAGAGGUGGAGCUUGUUUUCAAUAACACAGCAUCACCUGAAGUGACCGUUUCAACUGCCGAUGUACUGGAGACCAUGACGACGGCAGCAACCAACACCUCCGCUGGCGGAUUCUCCUUUGAUCCUGAAUCUAUUGUUGUCACAGAAACGCCAACCUCAACGACAGCACCAACAACAACUACGGCAACUCCAGAACCCUCAGUUCCUACUGUGUCUUUCACGGUAGAGGCUACACUAUCAAAGCCUUUCACUGCAGAGUUAACAAACCAAACGACUGCAGAGUUUCAAGAACUGCAAACAACUGUUGUGACAUCUUGCGAUGCGAUCUUCCAGGAGGCCUAUGGGUCGGUUUUCAUCACCACUCUUGUCCUUGGAUUCAGCCCGUCCAUCGAUGGAAACACUACAAUAGAGGUGGAGCUUGUUUUCAAUAACACAGCAUCACCUGAAGUGACCGUUUCAACUGCCGAUGUACUGGAGACCAUGACGACGGCAGCAACCAACACCUCCGCUGGCGGAUUCUCCUUUGAUCCUGAAUCUAUUGUUGUCACAGAAACGCCAACCUCAACGACAGCACCAACAACAACUACGGCAACUCCAGAACCCUCAGUUCCUACUGUGUCUUUCACGGUAGAGGCUACACUAUCAAAGCCUUUCACUGCAGAGUUAACAAACCAAACGACUGCAGAGUUUCAAGAACUGCAAACAACUGUUGUGACAUCUUGCGAUGCGAUCUUCCAGGAGGCCUAUGGGUCGGUUUUCAUCACCACUCUUGUCCUUGGAUUCAGCCCGUCCAUCGAUGGAAACACUACAAUAGAGGUGGAGCUUGUUUUCAAUAACACAGCAUCACCUGAAGUGACCGUUUCAACUGCCGAUGUACUGGAGACCAUGACGACGGCAGCAACCAACACCUCCGCUGGCGGAUUCUCCUUUGAUCCUGAAUCUAUUGUUGUCACAGAAACGCAAAUCCCAACAGCAACUCCGACGACAGCAGCAACAGCAACUACAACUACGCCAACUCCAGCUACAGCACCCUCAGUUCCAACUACAGAUUAUUUUGUCACAGGAACUCUCACACCAAGCUCAACCAAGGCACCCAUCACAAGCACAAUCGUCUCUUCUGUUACACCAACCAUCACAACAGACGUAUCGGUUCCCACCCCAACUGUAAAUGUUGCUCCUGUCACGGUCACAACUGGAGCAUCUUCCACAUCAAGCAGCACCAUGGGUUCCACCCAAACAUCUUCCACAGCAAGCAGCACCAUGGGUUCCACCCAAACAUCUUCCACAGCAAGCAGCACCAUGGGUUCCACCCAAACAUCUUCCACAGCAAGCAGCACCAUGGGUUCCACCCAAACAUCUUCCACAGCAAGCAGCACCAUGGGUUCCACCCAAACAUCUUCCACAGCAAGCAGCACCAUGGGUUCCACCCAAACAUCUUCCACAGCAAGCAGCACCAUGGGUUCCACCCAAACACCUUCCAGCGAAUCCACGACCAGCCUCAUGACGACCACCAGUCCUCCGACCGCACCAUCAGCCCCUGCUCCGACCUUCAGUUUGUCGGUUACGUUAACACAAACUUACGACGAACAAUUAUCAAACCCGAGCAGUCAGCAGUUUAUUGCACUGCAGUUGAUCGUUGUUACAACGUGUAAUGCUAUCUACAGGGCAGAAUAUGGAUUCCUUUUCAUCCGCGUUAUUGUCAUUGGAUUCAGACCUGCCGGAGGUCGACGUAUGGCCAACACUGAAACCGUUUUGGAGCUUGUGUUCAAUAAUACUGCCCCAAGUGAAAGUAUUCCGCCAGCAGAGGAAGUUGCAAAUGUCUUGAGAAAUGCUGCAAUGGACAACUCCACUGAUAGUCUCCAAAUUGAUGCUACCACUAUUGUUGUCGAAAGAGUUGUUACCACUACCACAACGAUUGCCCCAACAACUGCCCAACCACUGACAAUAACUGCCAAACCAACGGCUACAACAGCCCAACCACCUGCUACAAAUGCCCAACUACCGGCCCCAACUCAAACCACAACCACUGCUGCAGUAGCGUUGGCUAACGUCCGAUUUGGAUUCCGUUCUGUCAGAGACACAUUUACAGCAGACCUUUUGAAUCCCUCAUCAGCAGCCUUCCAAAAUCGAGCCACAACCAUCACAUCUGCGCUCGAACCCUUGUUCAGAAGAGCUUUUGGUUCCUUCACUAGCUUGCAAGUGGUAACUUUCAGCCAAGGAUCGAUCAUCACCACCAUGGACGCAAAGUUCAGUUCAGCUCCUUCUAGUGACCAGAUAGCCAGAGUUCUGACCGAUGCCGCAGGAACCAUCACAGCUUUUGACAUUGAAACCAACUCUAUUACUGUUAAUGGUAUAGUGACGGGGGGAGUUUCAAGUGGAAUGAACAAAAGCAGUGCCUUCAUCAUAUCUUCGAUGGCACUUCUCUCAUGGCUACUCGUUUCAAGCUGAUCAUAGGACUUGGGUGUUCACUCAAGACAAACCCAAGACAACACAUAAGAACCAUUUUAACUAAGAAACAUUAUUAACCCUAUUAACCAUGUUAACCACAGAAUUAUAUUAACCAAGAUAAACAAACAAAUGAAUAAUAUAUAUUACUAAAUGAAUUGCUAUUUAAUCACAACAGAGUAUUUCUAAUUAAGAUAUCAUGCACUUUGCUUGUAAACAAAAGACUAUUCUCUUAAAUAAAAAGAUUAAGCUAU